Molecule: messenger RNA, 7448 nt
Organism: Myripristis murdjan (pinecone soldierfish)
Lineage: Eukaryota; Metazoa; Chordata; Actinopteri; Holocentriformes; Holocentridae
Product: hydrocephalus-inducing protein-like
Biological process (GO): cilium movement; axonemal central apparatus assembly
Cellular component (GO): axoneme
Source: RefSeq, a predicted model, not a curated record
AUGUGUCAGAGUGUUUCACGGCAAGUGAAGGUGGUGCUGGGGGACUCUGACUAUUUCCGUGUGGUUGGUUCAGAGAAUGCAGACAGAAAGGUUCCACCAGGACUGUCCAUCACUUUCACCAUUUUCUUCACCCCGCAAGAGAAGAAGGACUACCUCCACAAACUGAUUUGUGUGACAGAGAGGGAGAAGUUUGAGGUGCCAAUCCGUGCAAUUGGGCCGCGGGCCAUUCUUGACUUUCGUGAACAGAUCCAUUUACCCAUGUGUCCAGUCAAAGGGUCCACAGAAAGGACUCAGUUCGUCCGCAACAUCGGAAACAGGCAGGCCAAGUUCCAGCUCAGCACACAGAGCCCCUUCUCUGUGACGCCCUCAGUUGGGUAUCUUGGUGUAGGUGAGGGCAUGCAGGUGACUGUGGAGUUCAACCCCAGGGUUUCAGGAGACCACAGGCAGGACCUGCGGCUGCACUACCACACUGGUGAGGAUGUGUACAUCGACUUGUAUGGGGCUUGUGAGGAACUGAAUGUGCAUCUGGAGCCUGACUCCAUCCUGCUGAAUAAGACUUAUGUUUCCCUGCCCAACAUGUUCUUCGUGUCUCUUACCAACACAAGUGAUACGCGUCUUUACUACUGUUGGAAAAUCUGGCCCAGCCAGCAGGAGGAGGACCUGUAUUCAUUAAGAGAGAGCUGUGUGCUUCAGCAGGAGGAGGAGAAGCAGCAGUUGCCGUCUGAGUGCAAGUCUCACCCCACAGCAAUGCAUCGCCUGCCACUGCUGUCCAGAACCUUGAAGGAGUGGAGACGCCAGGCCGCAGACGACUGCCCACCAGUCCUAACACACAACUGCAUCACCAUUCAGCCAGCAGAGGGUGAAAUAUGGCCCAAAAUGAAAGCGAGUUUCAUCGUUGUCUUCAAGCCCGAAGAGGCCAAACUCUACAGAGAAACACUAUACUGUGAUAUCACAGGCCGCGAGUCCCGUUUACCUCUGACAAUCGAGGGGGAGGGCCUGGGACCCUGUCUCAGGCUGAAUUACAACCUAAUUGAUAUCAAAAACCUAGUCAUUGGUGACAAAUAUUGCUGUGAGGUGUGGGUGGAAAACAUAGGGCUGAUUGAUGCUCCUUUCAAGCUGCACAGCCCCGACACCCCUUAUGGCCGCUGUUUCUGCAUCAGCCCUGAGGAGGGCAUUGUUCCUGCUCAGGGCUACCAGGUCCUGAAGGUCGCCUUCACCAGCCACACCCUGGGGACUUUCUCUGAGGACUUUCUGCUCACUGGCAAGGGACAGCCUCAGCCAUUCAAACUGACCUUCAGGGGUUGCGUCACUGGCCCCACGAUCCACUUCAGUUUAUCAGAACUGAAUUUUGGGGAUGUGGCCUUUGGUGUCCCCCAAACAAUCAGCUGUACCCUCUUUAACACGUCCUAUGUGCCUAUGACAUUUGCUCUACGUGUCCCUGGGGACGGGUUGGGUUCUCCCAGUGUAGACAGUAAUAAACAGAUAUCUGACCUGUCCAUUACCCACUGGAAUGGCUGCACCACCCAGGACCCUCGAGUGCAGCCUGUGGAAUUCACUCUCAGCCCUGCCUCGGGCACUGUGCCUGCCAUGUCAGAUGUGGACAUUGAGGUGACACUGUGCUCCAACACACUGAAGACAUACAGGCUGGCAGUGGUGAUGGAUGUGGACAGUGUUGGGGAAGAGGUGAUGACUCUGCCUAUCAGUGCCAGGUGUGUGGUACCUGAGGUUAUAGUGGAGACUCCGGUGUUGGACUUUGAGCAGUGUUUUCUUGGUCUCGUUUACGAACAUCAAGUGAGGCUGUCCAACACCAGCCAGCUUCCUGCUUGCUAUGGCUUAAUUUACCAGGAACAUGAAGAGAGUCCGUCACUGGUUGUCUCCAGUACCCUUCCCAGAGGAAUGAUUCCGCCCCAAAGUUCAGUGGAGGUCCCCCUAUUCCUUUUGCCUAAGAAAGUUGGCAGACUGAGGGACACUGUACUUUUUACAGUGUUUGGCAGAGCCCAGCCACCCCUGGAAGUGGCCUUGUCAUGUACGGGACAGGGUCCAAUAGUUCAGGUUCAGAGCUUGCAGCUGGACUUCGGCAAAAUCCCACUUCUGAUGGAUGUUACCAGAACUUUGCAUCUUUUAAACCGGUCACCUGUAUCCGCCCACUUUACUGCUCGCAUGGUCCAAAGACACUCCCCGUGGCGUGUUGAGCCCAGUGAGGGGGCAGUGCCCCCAGACGGCCAGUUUGAGCUCAGCCUGGUGGCCCAUCUGAGGGAUACCCUCCAAUUCCAGGACAAGCUUGAAGUGGCUAUCCGGGACAGUCAGACGCACACUGUUCGUCUGUCUGCCACUGGCACCGGCACCACCAUUGUCAGUAAUCGGCCCUUUGGCCCCAGCCUUGACCUGGGAGCAUGCUUCAGCCAUAGACCAUGCCAGUACCGCUUCACACUGACCAACCGAGGCCAACGGGUGCAUCGGCUUUACUGGAAGACGGACAGGUCUUUGCUGCUUCCCCACCAAGUUUCACUGCCCCCCAUCACAGGUGCCAGGGGGAAAAAUAACUAUUCCCACAGGAAGGGGGUGGGUGGGGGCCGUGGAUCCCUGGUCUCUUCCCCCACAGCGAUGCCGGUAUUCAGCCUCAGGCCCUCUCGUGUGGAGCUUUUUCCAGGCUGCUCUGUUGACAUGGUCCUGACGGGAUCUUCAGACACACCUAAGGUGGUACAAGAGCGUCUGGUGUGCUCUGGUAUUGUUGGAGGUCAGGGCUGUUCUACGCACAUCAUGACAGUAGAUGUUACCUGUCACUUUGUGGCUCCUGUAGUCAGCAUUUGCCCUGAGCAGCUCAACUUCUGCAUAGAGAAGGUUCCAGGAAGGAGUUUAGUGCCUUUGUAUAAGAAGCUGGUGUUAAAAAAUGUAUCACCUCUGCCUUUGUACAUGGAUCUGUCUCUGGUUGAGCCCUUCUCCCUGUGCAAAGCCCAGGGAGACCCCAUCUCUGCUACCACCAAGACCAUAGUUUUAGAUGAGGGGAUGGAGGCUGAUUUGUGGGUGUGUUUCAACCCAGCUUACUGUAAGGAUCUGAUGUCACGUGUGGUCGAUGAGUUCCUCCAUGUGUGCUUUCAUGGACACCCACAUCAGGCCACAGUGGGGCUGCAUGCUGAGGUCCACUUCCCCAACCUCCACUUUUCCUCCACCAGCCUGGACUUUGGCUGUGUGCUCAACCUUAUAGAGACCAGGAGAGAACUCACAAUCACCAACUGCUCCCGUCUGCCUGUGUGCUAUCGUUGGAAUUUUCCAGUGGAUCAAACACAAGGCACUGUCAGAGAUUCAGAGGUUCCUAAACUAUCCAUGGAGGAAGAAGAGGCGGAGAAAGGCCCAGAAAAUGAAACUGAAGGUGGGAAGGGUUCCCUUAGAGAGCCUUCUCUUGCCCUCUCAGCUCCCACCCUCCUUCCAGAAGCCAAGACCUCCAUACAAUACCCUGCUCGUGUGGAAGAGGUGUUUGACAUCCUGCCAAAGUAUGGUCAACUGCAGCCCGGGGACCAGCAGCUGGUCACUUUUGCCUUCUACGGCCAUCCAGACAUCAGCAGGCAGGUGGUGGUGCAGUGCCACGUGGACGAGGGGCCUACGUAUGACAUCACACUCCGAGGAGAAGCCUCAGAAAUCACCUACAGUCUCGACUCCACCCACAUCAACCUCGGCCAGCAGCUGUUUGACCAUGUGGCGGAGGCCGACAUAACCCUGAGGAACAGCGGCAAGGUGGGAUUCAAGUUUGGCAUCAUGCCCAUGUGGGAGGAAAUGAAGGAGGUGGCAGGGAGGCAGCGCAAGGCACAACAGCAAGACACAAGGCAGAAAAAGGAGCAUGCAGGAAGGAAUGGAGGACAGCAGGAGUUUCCUGUGGAGCCCAGACCUGGUCAGCCUGUGGUCUUCCCCUCCACAGGCUAUGUGGAGGCCGGUGCGGAGCAGUGUCUACGUGUGUUCUACAUCCCAGGCGUCCCUGAGGUGUUUGAGAAGCAACUACAGCUACAGGUUGCUUUUCUACCACCCCAGGACAUCAUCCUUACCGGAGAGGGAGUGUUCCCUAGGGUCUGCCUGGACUUGCCACGAAACCUAUCAGAAGAAUGCUACGGUGAGGUGUUGCAGCAGGCCAGAGCAGCUGUGGAGACAGACAGAGUCAGACAGGAAACUCAGAGCAGUCCCCUCUCUGGUAGUGGAGCAACACUGAAGGACAACUGCAUCCUAACUUAUGAGAAGCUGCUACACAUGGAGGUUGAGAGAAGACUCGUCAAAGACAAUGCUGUUGCUAUGACCAGCAGCCUGCUGGAGCGCCGAGACUCACCGGGUUCCUCAAAAAAGUGGCAGAAUCUCAGAAGGUUUCUGCUGCCUGAGUAUGUUCUCGAUUUUGGUUAUGUCAUUCAUGGAAUCCUCAAUCACACUGUCAAAGUCACCAACACUGGGACAGUGCCCGUGUCCUUCCAUGCAAACCACAAACCUCUGGAUGGCACAGGCUUCAGUACAGAAUUUCAAAGAGUGAAGAACCUGCCUUGCACAGAAACACAGACAUUCUGGGUUAAUUUUGACCCUCGAGGAGCCAACCUGCCAAUGGGGGACAUUAGCGUUGUCAUGCCAAUACAGGUGUCUGGAGGCCCCACAGUCCAAAUCCGGCUUUGUGCAGUGGUGACCAUGCCGGCCAUCACUGUUUCCACAUAUACACUGCAGUUUGACAGUGUGCAGUGUGGCAUGUGUCAGGUAAUGACGAUACAACUGUUCAAUCACGAGUCUGUACCCUGCUGCUGGAGCAUAGCUGAGGAUGUGAGGCCCUGCAAGAAGAUAAACAUGUUAGACACGUUCCUGCCUUUCUAUCUGCGUAAAAAGGCCUUGCAGAAGCAGUGCCCUCCCCCAGUGGUAUUCGAGAUGAUGCCCCACUCUGGCCUGCUCUACCCCAGAGACCGGGUCAACGUCCAGAUCAAGUUCAGCCCUGCAGAGGGGCGUGCCUACAACAGGCAGCUGGUGGUGUGUGUGGCUGAUAGCACCCAGCGCGUGCUGAUCACAGCCCGGGGGCAGGGUGAGGAGCCUCAACUUGAGUUUUGUCCCUUGGAGCUGGAUCUGGGGCCUUGCCUGCCUUUAAGUGCAGGGGAUGAAGCUGAGGUCAUCAUCAAAAACCCCUGCCCUUUCCCCAUUGAGUUCUACUCCCUGGAGUUCGACACACAGUAUCUUGAGGAAGAAAAGAUCCUGCGUGUGAUGCAGGGUUAUGAUGAGCACAACAUCCUGCUUCUGCCUCCCAGGACCCCUGGAGACACUCUUCCCCCAGAACUGCUUGACCACUACAAUGAACAUUACUCCCAGCUGGCAGACAACGAGAAGACCAGUGCAAGUUGCAGAAGCAGUUUGGGGCAGCUAGAAAUGACUCCUGUGUCCAGAGCAGUUGCCCGCCACAUGGGCAUAGACAUGUCACCUGAGAACCUAGCUGCACGCAGCCAGCGAGGCAUCGCUCUCAUCGUAUAUGGUGCCCCACUGACAGAUCAGAGCAGCACAGCAGCAGCCCUAGCACAUCACUAUGGAGGGGUGUGUCUGAGUGUUGAUGAAGUGGUUACAGAGGUGCUGACCAAUGGCACUUCGCCUGUGAGCCUGACUGCAAGACAUCUCUAUGACCACGCUGCUGCUGAGCAUGCUCAGUGGAAAGCAGACAAGGCUGCUGAGGCUUCUCAAGAUACAGAACUAGAAGCUGUUCUCGCUGCACCUCCAGCUCCAGAGUCAGUUACCACCGCUGUUGUUAGUGCAGAGGUUGCUGAUGCACCCAAAGAGGACAGCAGCCACAGUGAUGAACCCAAAGCUCCACCCUCCAACCUUUCCCAGGAGGGCCAGAAACAGCUGGAUGUGAUUUUGAAUCGGGUAGGCGAUGUGGCCACACUCAGAAAUCUCCUUUCAGUACAACUACUGGCUGAUAUCCUGGCUGAGAGAUUGCAGCUAAGCGAUUGUCAUCGUGGCGUUGUGAUUGAUGGCCUGGAGUCUGUGUACACUUGCUCAGUGGUCAGCACACUACAAGUGGUCCUUAAGGCCUUUAAUAACCGCAAACACAUCUACGUAGUCAACCUGUCUGACACUUACACUGCCCUGAAGGCACGGGAGACAGCACAGAGAGAGGCUGAAGAGGCCCUGCAGAGGGAAGCAGCUGACAGGGAGGAGCAGUGGCUGCUGGGCCUGGGCGAGGAUGAAUACGAUGCUCUACCAGAGGAAAAGAAGGAGUGGAUUGCUCAACGACAACUGGAGAAGUUCCGACAGCGCAAGUGCAGGGAACUGGAGCAAAUUAUGAGAGAGCAGGAGAUGAAGAGGCAACAGGAGGAACAUGAGAUGCUGGGACAAGAAGAGGAGUUGAAGGAACAGACUGAGAAAGUGGUCAAAACAGAUAGUAAUGAAGAGGUCUCAGGGAAGAAGAGUCUUCAGGGAAGGAAGCAGUCUACAGUCACAAUGGAUGGUCAGGGGAUGUCUUUCUCACAUCAAAACAAAAAGGUCCAGAAAAAGACAAAAGAGACCAAGGGACCACAGGCAGAGUCUCUUGAACCUACAAGCAACCUGGAGGGAAGACAGCUCAGCUCAGCCUCACUGCAAUCCAGUGAGGAUGACCUGCUGGCUUGGUUCCAGGCCUAUGAACAAAACCAGGUCCAGGUGGACCACAUCCUGCAGUACUGGGACCGGGCCCAGGGCCUAUUGCUUGUUCCACUCUUGGAUGAUGAAGCCCCUCCAUCACCAGAAGACAUCUCCCCAGAGAAACAGGCUCAGUGUCAACGGUCGUCAACAGUUGGCAAGAGGACCAAGAAAAAAUGUAAGAAAAAGAGGCUUGAGAAAGAGAAGCAGAAGGCAGAUUUGGCUGAUGACACCAUCCCUCACAUUGUACUGAGCAAAACAGGGGGAGACUAUGCCAGUGCCCCAGAGCUGCUGAAAGGUAGUGCCCUGCCUUCACAGGAAGAGGUGUUGGAUGGUUUGGGGUUGGGUCCUGGUGGCCCACCCAUCCCCCCUCCCGUCAUCUUCUCUGUCGUUCCUUUUCCAAAGACAAGGGUGGUGCCAAAUAGUCAGCUGACCUGUGACUGUUUCACUGUCCUAGUUCCUUCAGGCUCAGAGAAGGGGGUGGUAACAACCUCUGCUAUUGGUCGCCGCAAGAAGGAGGGUGCAGUGAUACAGGACAAAGAAGAAAAGGGUCGAGAGAGUCACAGAAGCAAGAGACAAACUUCAGCUGAGAGAGAAGAGAGGGGCUCAGAGGGGCUUACAAAAUACCGCUGGGUGGUACCAGCCAAUGGCAAGGUGGUUCUGAGGAUCAGGUUCCACCCAGGCUCCCCUGGGAUGUUUAGCCAGACGCUCAACUUUGAAGUGCUGGGCACCCAGAAGCGCUAUCAGCUCCUCUGUAGAGGAAUCUGCACCUAACCGUCCAUCUGCAAAGACUACGUCAGUCAACAUCUGUACAGCCAUGACCAAGAACA